UCGACAAGCGACGUGUAGUUUCAGGUCCACAACAUCCACCGGCAUGAAAAUAGAAGUGAAAGCAUCCGGGAGAAUAUAACUUUAGUCUUUAUAACAGUAUUUAAAUAUCUUAUUCAGCAUCUUUUUGGCUCCGUGUGUCUACAAACCAAACAGAAACAUGUUUAUUUCUUCACAAAACUCACCGCCCUGCUUCAAAGGUUUCACCCUCGUCAUGCCAGCUGUGGCUGUCGGCAACGUGGGCCAGCUGGCGGUGGACCUCAUCGUGUCCACUCUCAACAUGAGCAGGGUGGGCUACAUGCACACAGACUGUCUCAUCCCCAUGGCCGGGAACAACCCGUACCCCACCUGCAAAGAAGACGCUGAGGAGCUGCACACCGCUGCAGAAGUUUACACAGCAGCAGAGCUGAAGCUGGCGGUUCUUCAGAUCAGGGCGCCAAUCGUUCAGACAAAAUCCAAAAAGUUUCGUCAACUGAUUGUGUCUUGGAUCAAAGCCAGCGGGUUCUCCAGGACCGUAGUUCUGUCCAGCAGUCACGCCUACCAGAGGGAUGACCAGCAGCUACAGGGCACCCCUUUGAGGUACCUGGUAACACCGGCUCUGCAGAAGGUGAGCGAAGACGCACUGAAGGAGCUGAGCUGGAGGGAGAUGGAGCGAGUGUCGGCCUUCCCGGGACUAACAGACGGCAACACAGAGCCCCGACUCUACAUCCCCGGAGGAGGCAUCACCAAAGGACUCUACACAGACAGCUGUGCAGAGGACGUCCCGCUGGCUGUGCUGCUGAUCUUCUGUUCAGAGGGCGACAACAUCCCAGACGCCUUCACCCUCGUCAAUCACCUCAACGACUGGCUCCACCUGCUGGACAAUCCUAGCCAAGAGCCCAACAAGUGGAAGAUCCCAACUUCCUGGAGUCUUCUGUUUGGGAGCGGCAUCCCUCCUGCCCUGUUCUGAAACACACAUUUGUAGUUUUUGGCAUUUUCAGUUUAUAAUGGGCUUGUGGGGGAAUCCAGAAAAGUCAAAGCUCUGACAACACUUUAUUUUACAAGUGCUUUAAUUUUAUACUAAUUUCCUAGAAACUUUCUGAGUAAUUUGCAGGUGUUUAACAGUUCAUUAUUAGGAUGUUUAACAGAGAGGCUGGUGCAGUUUGGUACAACUCAUAAGGAAAAAAGCAUAAAGUCGUUUUAGUUGGUAAGUUUUCAGAGUCAUUUUGUGUGUUCAACUACAUAUUAGCAUAUUAGGUUGUAUAAUGAACACGAGGACACCCUGAAUAUUACCAAAUUUCAAAGACAUUUUUUAAGAAUUACCAGCUACUUUUAGGAAAUUAUUAAAAAAACAACCUAAUAUGCUAAUAUAUCAUUUGACAUAUGAAACUACACACUGAAAACUAAGUAUUUCCUGUCAGUUAAAGAAUCAUCAAUAGUGUAAUUUAUUAAGACGUCUUAUUGAGUGGGUACUUAUCAACUAAACCAACACUUUUCUGUUUUUUCCUAUAAUUUAUACCAAAUAGCAACAGCCUCUGUAAAAUGUCCUAAAAAUUAACAAUUAAAAACCUGUAAACGACUCAGACGGUGUCCAGAUUUGUUUAAAAUUAAGGGACCUGUAAAUUAAAGUGUUACAAAAGUUUCCUUUGACACAUCUGCAUUGCUCCUAUAUAAUUGUAAUUGUUUCAGACCGUCAACUUCAUGUUUGACUGACGUCACAUCUUGUUAGUCAGAAGAAUGAGUCUUUGUUUCGAAGCUCAUAAGCCAAAAAUAAUGCAGUAUGAUUAGUUUAACUGACGCACUUACAAGUCUGGUCCUAGAACAUGGUUGUAAACUGACCUCCAAAAGAAUAUUCUUUAUUUUGAACCUUAAGUUUUACAAAUAUUACGUCAUUUACAGGAAUUGACCCAAAUGUGAACUUCUGGGAUACUAUUUCCUUGUAUUACAACAUUUGAAUGUUGGUUUUUUUUGUUUGUUUUUUUCCAUUAAAAGAUUGUUACAAGAAA
This is a messenger RNA of Thunnus maccoyii (southern bluefin tuna), 1982 nucleotides long. RefSeq names its product proteasome (prosome, macropain) assembly chaperone 2 (gene psmg2). Gene Ontology annotation, biological process: proteasome assembly. The transcript has 7 exons. The record is from RefSeq and is a predicted model, not a curated record. Gene Ontology annotation, cellular component: cytosol; nucleus. The coding region runs from base 158 to 946 and encodes 262 amino acids. NCBI's taxonomy places the organism in Eukaryota, Metazoa, Chordata, Actinopteri, Scombriformes, Scombridae.